GGCGAGUGCGCGCCCAUGGCGGUCCCCACCGUCGUCUCGAAGCGCAUCAAGCGCAAGGCGCCGCGCGCCUUCCUCAGGCGAACCUUCAGGCAGAAGAAGCCGCACCUUCGCCUGGAGACCGCCGGCGACCUCCUGAUUCAUUUGAAUUGCUUGCUCUUUGUACAUCGGUUGGCAGAAGAGUCCAGGACAAAUGCUUGUGAAAAUAAAUCUGGAGUUAUCAAAAAGGAUCACGUACUGACUGCAGCAAAGGUAAUUCUGAAGAAGAGCAGAGGUUAGAAGUCAACACAUGUUUAAGAAUUAUAUGGUGUGUUAAUUUAGGUGGCAACAGAUUGUUAAGACUUUUUUUUGUGAAUCAGGUUAUAUUGUGGAUUAUUAAAACAUUGACUAU
Phodopus roborovskii (desert hamster) is the source of this 388-nucleotide messenger RNA. It is a transcript of the gene Cenpw, whose product is annotated as centromere protein W. Gene Ontology annotation, biological process: chromosome segregation; mitotic cell cycle; kinetochore assembly. The record is from RefSeq and is a predicted model, not a curated record. The transcript has 3 exons. Gene Ontology annotation, molecular function: protein heterodimerization activity; DNA binding. NCBI's taxonomy places the organism in Eukaryota, Metazoa, Chordata, Mammalia, Rodentia, Cricetidae. Bases 16 to 276 code for a protein of 86 amino acids. Gene Ontology annotation, cellular component: nucleoplasm; kinetochore.